Molecule: messenger RNA, 1717 nt
Organism: Conger conger (European conger)
Lineage: Eukaryota; Metazoa; Chordata; Actinopteri; Anguilliformes; Congridae
Gene: psat1
Product: phosphoserine aminotransferase 1
Exons: 9
Coding region: 128-1234 (368 amino acids)
Biological process (GO): L-serine biosynthetic process
Cellular component (GO): cytoplasm
Molecular function (GO): pyridoxal phosphate binding; O-phospho-L-serine:2-oxoglutarate transaminase activity
Source: RefSeq, a predicted model, not a curated record
UGGGAGGCUGAGCGGACGGAGGGUGGGUUGCGGUGACCGAUUUAAGAAAGCCAAAGUAGGUCAGUCACUCCGGCGAUUUAGCAUCACAGAAAAAAACGCUGCUGCCUGCGCGGACUGCCCCAGCAUCAUGGACAAGAAGCAAACUCGCUACUUCGGCGCAGGACCAGGAAAACUUCCACAGACGGUCCUUUUGGAAGCUCAGAAGGAACUCCUGGAUUAUAAUGGCACUGGGAUUAGUGUUCUGGAGAUGAGUCAUCGAACUUCAGAUUUCAGCAAAAUCCUGAACACGGCUGAGAACCUGUUGAGGGAGCUCCUUGACAUCCCUGAGAACUACAAGGUGAUGUUCCUGCAGGGGGGCGGGACCGGACAGUUCAGCGCCGUCGCCCUCAACCUGAUUGGCCUGAAGGAGAGCCGGUGUGCGGACUACCUGGUCACAGGCGCCUGGUCCGCCAAGGCCGCCUCGGAGGCCGAGAAAUACGGCACCGUGAACAUCAUCCACCCCAAACUGGAGCGCUACACCACGGUCCCUGACCCUGACAGCUGGACCCUGAACCCUGCGGCCUCCUACGUGUACUACUGCGCCAACGAGACCAUCCACGGCGUGGAGUUCAACUUCGUCCCCGACACCAAGGGCGUCGUGCUGGUCUGCGACAUGUCCUCCAACAUCCUGUCCCGGCCGGUGGACGUGUCAAAGUUCGGGCUGAUCUUCGCGGGGGCGCAGAAGAACAUCGGGUGUGCGGGGGUGACCGCGGUCAUCGUGCGGGAGGACCUGCUGGGGAAGGCUCUGAAGGAGUGCCCCAUCGUCCUCGACUACAAGGUGCAGGCCGGGAACAACUCCCUGUACAACACCCCGCCCUGCUUCAGCAUCUACAUCACGGGUCUGGUUCUGGAGUGGGUGAAGAACUGUGGCGGCGCGGCCGCCAUGGAGAAACUCAACAAGGAGAAAUCCGGCCUCAUCUACGACAUCGUCAACGGAUCCAACGGAUUCUACGUGUGCCCGGUGGAGUCCUCAUGCCGUAGCCGGAUGAACGUGCCGUUCCGCAUCGGGAAGAAGGACGGGGACGACGCCCUGGAGAAGAAAUUCCUGGAUGGAGCUUCCAAACUCGGAAUGAUCUCGCUAAAAGGGCACAGGUCGGUCGGGGGAAUUCGGGCGUCUCUGUAUAAUGCUGUGACGCUGGACGACACUCGAGCCCUCGCAGACUACAUGACGGAGUUCCUGAAGGAGCAUCUGUAGCAGCCAAUCGGGGCCUGCCAUUUUCAUAGAAGCUGCUACUCCAUUGGAGGUUGCUGAGGUUCUGAGCUGUGGGGUCAAGGGUCGGAGGUCAGGUUAGCAACAGCCCGAGCCUCUUUUAGCCUGAAGCAGUUAUGUUUUGUCCUGUUACAAAUCAGUCAUGUGGCACAUUCGUGCGGAUAGGUCAGUUCUGGGAUCAUAGGCACUACACCCAGGGAUGUGCUAAAUUAAAUUAGCAUAUUAACACUGUCUUUCUGUUCAGCGUUUCUGCACUACCUGUUCCCCAGGUAACCGCAGUGCCUGCUGUGUUCUAAUGUAUAUAGAUGAUGUCACUAUGAGCCUUAACGAUUAAUCCUUGCAUUCCAUUAACGGGGCCAAACAAGAUGGCGCCGUCUGGGCCUCAUAGCGAUGGUGUCCAGUCGCGUUGUUUUUCACUUAAUAUUGUACGUUUGUUUAAAAAGCUCUAAUAAAAGCCGUUUCACGUGA